UUCUUGUGUUGGGCUCAAAAGUACUUGAACCCAAAGCCGUAAAGCUCUAUGCUUGUUAUUAAAAUUAAAAAAAACAUAUAUAAAAUAAAUAAUAAUAAAUAACUACAGUUUCCUAUAGUAAAUUAAAUUAAUUUAAAUUUAAACGGGAAUAUAAUAAGGUGAAUAAAAAGAUGUCGGCUAUGGAAUCCGCUUAUUUUACAGGGAAUGAAACAUACAAAGCACUUAAUCCGUUACUUUCUAAAGUUGGAGAUUUUACACCAUUCUAUAUAGCUAUCGCAAUUUGCUCAGUUAUCCUUGGGCUCCUUAUAAUACUCAAUGUAGUGUGCUGCUGCUCAAGAUAUGCAGAUUAUUGGUUGGACAGACAUACAGGUAACCGCUGGAUUGUGUCCAUCUGGUCAGCCACUCCCCACAAACAGCCACCUCUGGACUUCACUGAACUUGAGAAGCAGUAUCAAUGUGUUCAAUACAUUUACUCUGACACAGGCUCAGAGUAUAGCAAUGUUCACAGGCAAGCCCCGGUCUCUGCAUCAGUAUCAAGACAACCACUCACAGCAUCACAAGAAUAUCUAGAGCUUCAAAAACGAGAAAGUGAUAUAUAGUUGCAUUCUGAAUAUUCAAAACGGUCUUCAUUUUAAUGUAUAUGGCUAUAAUACUAUCCUGUCACUAUUUGUGUUGAUGGUUAUCAUGCUUAUAAUGAGAUUUGAUUCUUGUAGAUUACACUAAGACUUACUACAUGUAUGUAAGUCCAAAAAUUUUUCAAAGACUGCUGAGCAAGGGAUGUCACAUUAUGCUGAUAGUUGUAUAAUAAUAAUCAUUGUCAUUUUCUUGGAGUAUAAUCUUAUUUUUUAAGAAUUAGCCAUCAACUUAUGACUUGUUAUCAGAAUUCAACACUCUCUUCACAAUUGAUUUGCAUAUUGUACCCAACAUUUAGAUUAAUAUUUUAGAUUUUUGAUUUUUUUAUACUAUACUGUAUUCAGUUAUUACUAUCGCAAAAUCAGUUCUUAGUGGAUACCAUAAACUAUCUCCCUGCCUAAUUUCAACUUUGUAAAUCAAGCUGUUUCACUAUCGCAUCCUAUCCCAUCCUAUUCCAUUCUAUUCUAUUAUCACUAUCGCAACUAUACAUACAAUCUUUCAAUUCCUUUUUCACCCCCUUCUCUUUUUAUUUAGGGAUAAAAUGUAGCCUAGGUUCUGUUCCAAAGUCCCAAAAUUAGUUUUGAUCGGUUCAGCCGUUUAGCCGUGAAAAGGUAACAGACAGCCUUACUUUCGCAUUUAUAAUAUUAGUAUAGAUAUUAUUUGAGUUGUAAGUAACAUUUACUUUUUCUUUAUAUGUACACCCAUCAUUAUUCCUUGUGUUUACUUUCUCUUUUUUGAUUGGAUAAGGCCGCCAAUAGUAUAUAUAAGUUUUAAAUUAAUUUCUUGCUUGUUAUUUUCUGGUGUACAAUAAAGUGUAGUUCAUUCGUCCAUUAAAUUACUAUAGUAACAAUUAUCUUUAUUGUCACACACGUAAAUACACACACACACACAACAUGUAUAAUUGUGCUAAAAUAAUCAUUAGAUUGAUUAAGAGGAAAAAAUAAUCUUUAUAGUUUAGUAUUUACACUGCCUUUUUAGAUUAUCUUAUUUCACUAUUCCGUCCAAAUAUGUAAUAGAUCUAAUUAUGAAUAAGGUAUGAUUCGUGCUACACAGUAAUAAAUUAUAUUUGUUACUGUGUAUUAUGUUUGUUAUGGUAAUAGUUAUAAAAAAAACUAGCAUGUUAACAGAAUUUUGUCAAGUAUUAAUAUAGAAUGCACACAAAUAUUUUGACUUUGUACCUUUACUUUAUUAUACAUAUCUAUAUUAAAAACAAUUUAUACAA
This is a messenger RNA of Bicyclus anynana (squinting bush brown), 1855 nucleotides long. RefSeq lists its product as uncharacterized. The record is from RefSeq and is a predicted model, not a curated record. Lineage: Eukaryota; Metazoa; Arthropoda; Insecta; Lepidoptera; Nymphalidae. The transcript has 3 exons. Bases 171 to 599 code for a protein of 142 amino acids.